Messenger RNA from Myxocyprinus asiaticus (Chinese sucker), 6615 nucleotides. RefSeq names its product cilia- and flagella-associated protein 44. The transcript has 32 exons. Gene Ontology annotation, molecular function: protein binding. Lineage: Eukaryota; Metazoa; Chordata; Actinopteri; Cypriniformes; Catostomidae. The record is from RefSeq and is a predicted model, not a curated record.
UUGAGAAAAUCUUCAAGUGCGUCGAUUUGAACGCAGAUGCUAUGUAAAGCUUAACUCAAACUCUGAACCGUUAAGUUUAAGGGGAUCGGUAAACAAGUUUGACAUUUCGUUGAGUGCUUAGCAAAAAUACUGUCAUCUGUAGGGAUAUUCUAAGAAUUUCUUCAAAGCAAUAUUUGGUUCCAUGUAGUGAUUAAUACAUGUGUAUCUUAAUAUAUUCUCUCUUUCUCUCUCUCUCUCUCUCUCUCUCUCUCUAUUUAUUUAUUUAUUUAAGUAAAAUACAUAAUGAAUUCACAUGAGUAUCCUAUUAAUAUGUUAUUUUAAUUCCAGACCAGAGGGAUAUUCAGGCGGUUGAAGAGUGUGGUGGAAACUCCCAGAUGUUUCCCAGAUGUUUAGUCCCAGAUGACCUAUAUUACAGCUAUGAGGAGCUGUGCUCCAGACCCUUUAUCACUGCAGACUCCAACAUACCCCAAAACCUGCUGCAUCUCUCACAUUCGUUUGGCUAUGACUGUGGACGAAGGGGGAAUCUGCAGUUGUUGGAUGAGCACACACUGGCCUUCGUAGCCGGAAAUCAGCUCAUUUUGUUAGAUGUGCACACCAAAGAGCAGCGAUACAUCCGCUCCAGCAGUGGAGGAGGCAUUGGUGCCAUCAUGACUCACCCAAGUAAGCAGUAUUUUGCAGUGGCAGAGAAAGGCCAUCAACCUAACAUCAUUAUAUAUGAGUGCCCUUCCCUGCGGCCUUACAGGAUCCUAAGAGGUACAACAUCACUGCAAUGACGCUCUUACAGCUUUAUGGGUUUUAAUCGUGAUGGCACUUUACUGGCGAGUGUGGGCGGAGCACCAGAUUAUAUGCUUACAUUGUGGGACUGGAUGCAGGAACAGGUGACAUUGUGCAAUAAAGCAUUUUCUCAGGAUGUCUACAGGGUCUCCUUUUCUCCCGACUGCGCUGGACAGCUCACAACAUCAGGCUCUGGACACAUCAGAUUCUGGAAAAUGGCCAGUACCUUCACAGGUUUAAAGUUGCAAGGGUACCUGGGAAGAUUCGGUAAAACAACGGUAACAGAUAUAGAGGGAUAUGUGGAGCUUCCCGAUGGCAAGGUAGUGUCAGGAUCAGAGUGGGGGAACAUGCUCCUCUGGGAGGGGGGUCUGAUAAAGGUUGAAAUAUGUCGUAAAGGAGGACGCACCUGUCAUACUGGAACCAUUCACCAGUUUAACCUGGACGAAGGAGAACUAAUGACUAUAGGAUCUGAUGGAGCUGUCAGAGGCUGGAACUUGGAGACCAUAGAUGCUGCAGAUUCAGUGGAUGACAGUGGCCUGUUUGAGAUUGAACCUAUGAAUGAGUUAAUCAUAGGAUGUAAUGUCAGCUUAUACUCUAUGGUCAAGAGCUCCAUCCCAGACACCUCCAUCUGGUUUGCUCAGGACUCUAAUGGUGGUAUUUGGAGACUGGAUCUUUCAUUCUCUAACAUUACUCAAGAUCCAGAGUGUCUCUUUUCAUUCCAUGCUGGUGCCAUUCAGGGCAUGGAUGUUUCUGGAAGUAGCCACCUCAUGGCCACCACAGCCCUCGACUCCUCAGUCAGGGUAUUUGACUUUCUUUCAAAGAAAGAGCUUACGAUAAGCCGCUUUAAACAAGGAGGAACAACGCUGACCUGGGCCUCAGACACGGUGAACAGUGCUGGGGCUCUGCUGGUGGUAGGUUUUGAUGAUGGUGUGGUGCGUCUUUUGGAGCUGUAUAACCCUCAGAGUCUGAACACGGUUGCAGGGCGCAGUCAACUUGGAGAUGCCGAGCUCCGCCUCAGACAAGCUCUCAAACCCCAUAAUGCACCCGUGACCGCCAUUGCUUAUGAGAGAAUGGGAAAGAUCAUGGCUACUGGGAGUACAGACUGCACUGUGUUCUUCUUUACGGUGGGCGACAGGUACGAGCCCAUCGGGUUUGUGACCGUCCCAGGACCUGUGCAAUGUCUGGAGUGGUCACCUCAGUCACAUGAGAAAAACACUCUGUUGAUCUUCUGUCGGAAUGGUCACGUGAUGGAAGUCCAGUGUCCUGAUCUUAAUGCUCAGACUGGAGGAAACACAUACCAACUCUCAGACCUUCACAUAAUGCAUUUCUGCUUCAGCAGCAUCAAGUCUCGCAUUAAGAGAGAUGCAGAGGUCGCACUCAGGCAGGCCAGAAAGGAGCAGAAGAAGAAAGAGAGGGAAGAGCGUUUGAAGAAGUUGAGAGAGCAAAAGCCAGAUUCCAUAGAGGAGAAACUAAAGGAGGAAGAGACAGAAGAGGAUGAGGAGGAAGAGGAACUGCCUCCUCUUUACAUUCCAUCUCCACCCAGUCCUUUGCAAUGCGGCUUUUCCUCAACACCAGGGGCAUUCUGGCUGUCUAUGGGUGGCUAUGACUCGGGGUAUCUUUACCACUGUAAAUUCUCUGAACUACAGAGCAAAAAUCCUUUAGAGGGGAGAGAUGAGCCAUUCUCCUUCAUACCUGUGCACGACACAGACCAUAACCCCAUUCUCACCAUCAACUUCAAUUCCAGCAGGCAGUUGAUGUUAUGUGGGAUGGAGGACGGCAGUAUAAGGGCGUACCCCAUUCAGGCCUCCGACCAUCAGCUCAGCUCCAUGCAGGCGUACUGGGCCCUCAGCGUCCAUGACAACCAGUACGGUCACAUACGCCACAUUCGCUGUAGCUACGAUGACAUGUUUGUCCUGACCGCUGGAGAGGAUGGCAACAUCUUCUCCUUCAGCUGUCUGCCUGAGGAGGAGCUCCAGAGGGCAAUGCAACUGAAACAUGCCAAAGUGCCCUCCCCACGGGUUGGACUGGAGAUGGAGAAAGCAGCCCAGGAUAUAGAGGAUCCAUCUGCUUACAGCAUAGAAACAGCUAAACAGAAGCUGGAGCUGGACCGCAUGCAUAAGGAAGCAGAACAGAGGAAACAGGAGAGGCGGAAGAAGCUGAUGGGACUGCAGAGUCGCUUUCAAGCUUUACUGGAACAGAACCAGAGCCUACCUGAAUACAUCCGCCUCCAUCGCUCGGAGUUUGAGCUGGACCCACGCUUCCAUGAGGAGAUCGAAAGACAGAUAGAAGAGAGAGUGAUGGAGGUCAGGAAAGAACUGGCCUGGGAGGAGGAGAGACACCGAAUAGGCCUCAACAAACUACAGGCCAUGUUCUGGGAGUCAGUGGCGCAAGACACGGUCACUCUGCAUGCCUUUGAGAGUGGACAUAAGAUUUCCACGUAUAGGCUGCUGGCUCUGCCGGUCAUACAAAAGCAUCUGCAGCUGCACCAGCACAGCAGAGCAGCCUCUCAGAGUGGACAUGUGGAACAAGAGCGCUGGCAGAACAAAGCACAGCUCGGCAAAGAAUCCAGCAGCAUUUCAUUGCAGGAUGAGCUGGUUACAGAUCAAAUGAUUCAGUCGAGCGUCAUGCAGUCUGGAUCUCGUAAACUAGCUAGCAGAGAGGCAGAGAAACUACGCAAAGCUGCAGAGAAGGCAGAGAAAGCCAGAGCCAGGAUUGACAAGAGAAAAAAAGAGUGGGCAGAAUUCUAUGCCUCUAAGCCCAGUGAGGACUAUGAGGACCCUAAGGAUGUGGAAGCAAUCAGACUGGCUAAGGAGAAAAUUGGUGACUUCAAACUGAAGUCGGCGAAAGACUUCAAUGUUCCUGAACACCUAAGGAUGAAUGUAGAGAAGAAGAGACUGCAGUUAGUGGAACUGGAGAAGAAGAUCUACGAGAAGAAGUCUGAAAUGAAUGCUCGUGUGAUGGCUUUAAGGGACAGUAAGGUGGAGAUCAUCUCUCAGCUCCAUUCCAAGGUCGAGCAGCUCCAGUUAGUCCAGCAGCUGUUGCCACCCGAGAAACGUUGCCCAUUGCCAGCUGUGCCCAUCAUAAUGCCAGAAGAAAUGCCCGAGAGGAAACACAGAUACACCCGUGCGACCUUGGAGCGUUUUGCCACACUUAGGGCCAAGAUGGUUUCCACUGGCCUGGAUGAAAAGCAGGAGGGCAGGCGGGACAUCCUGGAGCUGCUGGAGCAGGAGACACAAGUCACACACACUGAGGUUCAGAUCACACACUUGGAGAAUGGAGGUGUAGAGACACAAUAUCAUAAGCAGGAGGAGGAGCUCACAGAGCUAGAGAAGGAGAUGAGAGAAGUUGAGGAGAUCCGAAAUCUGUACAAGCAGGACAAACUUCUUAAACAGAUGGAGGAGGCAGUGUGGCGUUUUGAUGCAGAGUUGCGUGUAUUGCGUCAUGAGAAACAAGAGUUAGAUGUUCAAAUGAAACUGGCUGAUCUGAGACAUGUGACCCUGUUUGAAGAGCUUCUGCUUAUGAAGGAGUUUGAGAAGAGAGAGAAUAUUCUACAGGAAAGACUGACUACCUAUAUACUGGAGGAGGAAGAGAUCAGGGCCAAGAUACAUGAGUGUAAACAGCAGAUGGAAGUGAAGAAGAGAGAUAUCCUGAGACUCCAGGGGAAGGACAAAGCUCUCACCGCCACCUUUCAGGCCUCAUUGGGGGAGAACAAGUUUGAGGAAUUCCUCACCAGAGUGUUCAAGAAAAAGAUUAAGCGUGUGAAGAAGAAAGAACCAACUGGAAGUGAUGUGGGCGAUGUAGGAGAGGAAGAAGAAGACAGCGAUGAAGAUUCUGAUGAAGAAUCAUACAGGGAUAAUGAUGAAGAUUAUGAUGGCUCUGAGAUUGGAGCUCCACUGGACGAUAGUGUGUGCCCACCAAACUGUGAUCCCGAGCUCUUUGAGAACACACUGAAAUUGCGAGAAAAUCGUCUGGACGUGGAGGAGCAGCUGCAGGAGGAGAUGAAAAUCAUUGACAGUUUAAAGAAGGACUGUGAUGCAUUGGCCAAGAAAGAGAAGAUUGUGCAGAACAACCGUAAAGCAGCAGAGGGCGAUCUGGAGCUUAUUAACCGAGAAAAGCAGCAGAGGCUGAAUGAGGUGGAUGUGGUGGUGCCACUCAGACUGCACCAGAUAGAGUAUUUGAAUAAUGGUCUGUUGCUUGGUAAGCUGAACUCAGCAUUGGUCCUGAGCACACAUGAUCUAGAGCGACUGCAGAAACGCAUUAAAGAGCUGCAGCAGGAGAAGAAUGAACAGCGAGAGCUGUAUAAACAUGCCAGAAAACAACAUGUGCAACUCAGACAUGACCUUAAAGACAUGGAGGCCAGAAUAAAAGAGUUGGAAGUACGUUGCGAGCAGCUGAUGAUGAUGAAGUUUGGAAAGCUGGUUGAACUUGAAGUUCUGCAGACUCUGUCUGGAAACAGGAAGCUUGAGGAGAUGAGACAAGAGAUCAAAGAACAAGAGGCCAAAAACACACAAGAGCUCAAACACUGGGAGGCCAAAAUUACAGAAGCAAGAGAGGCUCUGACGGAGGUCACAAGGCAGAACACAGAGAGACUGCGUAAAAUGAACAGUCUUCUCAGCCAAAAAAAAACACUGGAGGACCAACUGAACUCCAGACAAAGGAAAACGGUGACUCAGUUCCAUGGGCAUCAGCUGGCUGAGAAACAGGAACUGCAGAGGUUGCAGCAGCUGAUUGAAGCACAAGCUCAGGACAUUGAGGCUCUAAACCAUGAGAUCCAUGCUCUCUCACGCAAAGAUGGCCACAUUGUCCCCCCGCUUGAACCUGUCCUGCCUCCUCUUCCCACUCUGCCCCACAGACUCACAGCCAGCACACACACCCAAUCUGGUGUGCACAGGAAACAUAACCUCAGCAGUAAAGCUGUGAAAUAAAUCCCAACUCACCACACACACACUUUCUCUCUAUAUACAAACCUAGAUACAACAUGAGCGUGUUCAUACAUCAGCACAAUCUGUUCCUACAGACAUAUAUGACUCUACUUGAGGCUCAAUAUAAAGUUUCUAUUUGCAAUGAAUGAAUUUUAAUUUUCAAUAAAUAUGAAUUCAUGUAGCACCUUCCCAUGAGAGUUGUACCUUUACCUUCUCAGAAAUGGCCAACCAUUAAAGGAACUGUUUACCCAAAAAUUAAAAUUCUCCCAUCAUUUACUCAGCCUCAUGCCAUCCCAGAUGUGUAUGACUUUCUUUUUUCUGCAGAACACAAAUGAAUAUUUUUAGAACAAUAUUUCAGCACUGUAGAUCCAUACAAUGCAAGUCAACAAUUAUAAUUUUUUUGGAUCAUAUUCACAAAUGCCCAUUAUAGAGGUGUGUUUAUUAUGAGACGGAUAAAAACACAGGCUAAAAGUAACAAAACAGAAGAUAAGCAAACAUGUUUGGAGUAAAGGGGCAGCAUUUGGUAAACAAAUUUCUAGUAUCCAGGAUGAUGGAUGUCAGCAUAGAGUCCAAAACCACAAGUUCUACUGGGUCUAACUGUGUGAGUAAGUAACCUUUAAGUCCUUUUCUACUAUAAAUUCUCCUCCUUUCCCAGUAGGUAGCAAUAUGUUCAAAGAAUGCGAAUCACCAAAAAGAAAAAGAACAUUAAAGUGGAGAUUUAGAGUAAAAAAGGAUUUAAAUAUUGAUCUGUUUCUCACCCACACCUGUCAUAUCGCUUUUGAAGAAAUACAUUUAACCACUGGAAUCGUAUGGAUUACUUUUAUGCUGCCUUUAUGUGCUGUUUGGAGCUACAAAGUUCUGGUCACCAUUCACUUACAUUGUAUGGACCAUCAGAGCCAAGAUAUUUUUCUAAAAAUGU